Messenger RNA from Lachancea fermentati, 1695 nucleotides. The record is from the annotation of a GenBank genome assembly. NCBI's taxonomy places the organism in Eukaryota, Fungi, Ascomycota, Saccharomycetes, Saccharomycetales, Saccharomycetaceae.
AUGGCAGCCGAAUAUACUGAAUGGUAUCAUCACGUGAUCUUAAUCGUUGCCACUUUCAUCUGUGGUUUUGGAUAUGGUCUCGAUGGGAGUGUUCGCUAUGUUUAUACAAGUUAUGCUGCUUCCUCUUACUCAAGCCAUCCCUUGAUUUCAACAUUGACGGUUAUUAAUGCUAUUAUCAGUGCCGCUGCGUACAUUGUUUUUGCAAGGUUGUCUGAUGUGUUUGGCAGACUGUCUCUCUUCAUUACUGCAGUGGUCUUCUACGUAGUGGGAACUAUAAUUCAAUCCCAGGCUUAUGAUAUUCAGAAAUAUGCUGCUGGUUCAGUGUUUUGGACAAUUGGUUAUGUUGGAAUUAUGAUUUUGCUGAUCUUGAUCGUUUCUGAUUUUUCAUCUUUGAGAUGGAGACUUCUCUAUCAAUUUGUUCCAUCGUGGCCAACCAUCAUCAAUACUUGGAUUGCUGGUCUAAUCACAGCGCGUGCUAAUCCUCUUCAAAAUUGGUCCUGGGAUAUUGCCAUGUGGGCCUUUAUAAUACCUUUAUCAUGUUUGCCAAUUGUAUUCUGCAUGAUUCACAUGAGGUACAAGGCAGGUAAGACUCUUCAGUGGAAAGCUCUUCAAGAUGAGAAGAGUUUAUACCAGGCUCACGGUCUAUUCAAAACUGUUAAUGAGCUUUUCUGGAAAUUGGAUGUGAUUGGGCUCCUUUUGAUGGUUAUCUCUAUCGGGUGCAUUUUAGCGCCAUUGACUUUAGCAGGAGGUACGAGCUCCAAGUGGGGAAACUCUCACAUCAUAGGGCCUUUUGUUUUGGGCUUUGUCCUUUUACCCAUAUUUCUUCUCUGGGAAAGCAAAUGGUCCAAAACACCUAUCAUACCUUACAAAUUAGCCAAGGACAGAGCCGUUUGGGCUGCUCUAGGAAGUCAAUUUUUGAUCGGCUUCAUUUACAAUCUUGCUGCUGGCUAUAUCUAUACCAUAUUAAUUGUCGCAGUCAACGAAUCCGUUAAUUCGGCUACUGUUAUUAGCUCUUUAUCUUCAUUUGUGUCGUCAGCUGCAUCACCAUUUUUUUCACUUUGGAUGGUUAGACGUAGUAGAAUGAAAGGUUACAUCAUUGGAGGAUGUGGUUUGUGGAUGCUUGCAAUGGGUCUAUUAAAUCAUUAUAGAGGUGGAUCGUUUGCACACAGUGGUAUUAUUGGUGCUAUGGUAGUAUGGGGAAUCGGGGAUACUUUACUAAUCUAUCCAGUCACAAUCUCAGUUCAAUCCUCAGUAUCCCACGAUAACAUGGCUACCGUGACUGCAUUGAACUACACGGUUUAUGCGAUUGGGUUGGCUGUUGGAUCUGCUGUUUCUGGUGCAAUUUGGACUCAAUCACUGUACGGUCAACUUUUGAAGCACUUGAAAAGUGUUGAUUUAGCUUCUGCUGCUUAUAAUGCGCCUUUUGAGUUCAUCGUUGAUUACUUAUGGGAUAGUACAGAAAGAAAUGCGAUGGUAGAGGCUUAUAGGUAUGUCCAACGUUAUGAAACAAUUGUUGCUCUUGUUUUUACUGUUCCAUUGCUAGUGUUUUCUCUAUGUUUACGUGAUCCUCCGUUGACUGAUAAAGUGGCUCAGGAAAACAUUGAAGAAGGUGAAUAUGUGGAUAUUCACCAUGAUGACCCUAUCAGUGACUGGUUCGUUGAAAAAUGGAGAAGGAUCAUUCCCAAGAAAGAAUAA